UAUAUAUAUAUAAACGCGACGGUCUAAAUUCCUCUGGUUGUUUAAGUGCAGAUCAAAAAUGAACAGCAUCAAAACUGCUAUUUUUGUGUUCUUCCAUUCAAAGCCAUAAGCGGAUUACGGGUACGCUUCUUUUGCAUCAUAAUCAAUAAAUCUUUUCUUUUCUCUCUCUCUCUCGAUUACUUCUCGCAAUCGUCGAUUAGGGUUUCUUCUUCCUUGCGCUUCCCCUUUUUUUGAUUCUCUUCUCUCCAGCUUGAAUCCGAUGGAGUCUACUGCUACUGCACUCGUCGUCAAGGUGUGCUAUGGAGGUGUGCUUAGGCGUUUCAGGGUGCCCGUUAAAGCUAAUGGACAGCUUGAUCUUGACAUUGCUGGUCUCAAGGAGAAGAUCGCUUCACUUUUUGACCUCUCUGUUAAUGCUGAUUUUUCUCUGACUUACUCUGAUGAGGAUGGUGACGUGGUGGCUCUCGUUGAUGACAACGAUCUGUUUGAUGUUACAAAUCAGCGUCUUAAGUUCUUGAAGAUCAAUGUGCUCUUGAAGACUGGCUUCCCUGCUAACCCUGUUGCUCCUGAGAGUAGUGGGAGUUCGACACCUUCCGGUAUUCCCAACAGUCAGAACCCGGUUUCCAAAAUCCAAAAGGGUUUAAAUGAUGUUCUGAUGGCUGUGCCUAACCCUAUGCGUGAUACCAUAUCGAAGGUGUAUAUGGACCUUGCAUCCAAAGCUGCAACUUCUAGUCCUGUUGUUGGUGAGAUGCUUGAUUGCAUCUCAAAGCUAGGGCAGCUCUCAAUUCCUCAGGACUCCCCUGUUCCGAAGCCUGGUUCUUCAGGCCCUUCCCUGAGCAGGGAUGUUCCUUCCGCUGGUGAGAGGACCCAGACCGGAAAGAAACCUGCUAAUAUGACUGAACCCUCUCAUUCAAAGACUUCUGGUCAUGUGCCAACCUCUUCUGGACUGGGUGCUAGUUUCAACGAGUGUCCCUUUAGUGGCAGUACCGUGAAUGACUCUUCUCGUUUUCCUGUUAACUUCAACAAGCAUGCUCGUCGUGGAUGCCAUUCUAAAAAGAACACCAACGGUGAUUACUGGACCUCAUUGGGUGUAUUCCAUAAGGGCAUCCGUUGUGAUGGAUGUGGAGUUCUUCCUAUAACUGGGCCUAGAUUUAAAUCGAUGGUUAAGGAAGACUAUGAUCUUUGCAACAUCUGCUUUUCGGUGAUGGGUAAUGAGGGGGAUUACACAAGAAUGGAUAAGCCCGUAUCAUUUCAACAUAUGCAUCCUUUCAAACACCGUGCCCAAAUGUCAAAUCCUUGGCUGGACCGUCCAACCUAUGGAGGUUUGCACUUCAAGUGUACCCGGCCUAGACUAGACAGUCGCUUUGUCCUUGAUGUGAAUGUACUUGAUGGAACAGUUGUUGCUCCAUCCGCUCCAUUCACUAAGAUCUGGAAAAUGAGGAACAAUGGUUCGUUCGUGUGGCCUCGUGGCACACAGAUUGUCUGGAUCGGUGGGGACAGAUUCAGCAACUCGUUGUCUGUUGAUUUACAGAUUCCAGAGGGGGGUGUGCCUAUCAAUGGUGAGCUUGAUGUUAAAGUUGAUUUUAUUGCACCACAGUCACCUGGCCGAUACAAUUCUUAUUGGAGAAUGGCUUCCUCUGAUGGUGAUAAGUUUGGGCAACGUGUUUGGGUGUUGAUACAUGUUGAUGCAUCCCUGAAGAAUACUGUUGUGAAUGAGUUUCAUGGACUGAACUUGAAUGCCUCCCCCUCCCCUGAUGAAAAUUUUUCAAGCGAAUUUACAGGGAUGAUGAAUUGUGAGUCAGCUCAACCUGGCAGCUCCAAUGUCAAUCCCGGGACAAAGAAAGAUGCUGAUAUAGAGGGAGAAGUUGGUGAACCACAUAUCCCGGAAAAAGAAAACCUGCUGGUUGGUGAAGUUCAUCCUGCUAUCCCUCAAAGUCAUUCUCCUUCAUCUUCAUCCUCAUCAUUUAACAUGGUGGAGUUCCCAAGUAUUCCUGCUGUUGAGAUCUUGCCUGGUGGUUCUUCAUCUACAAAAGACAUCCCAGUUCCUCUUCAAGAGGAUUUGGAAAGGAAUGACGUUGAGAUAACCAUGCUCAAGGAGCUCGAGGAAAUGGGUUUCAAGGAGAUAGAUUUGAACAAGGAGAUCUUGAGGGACAACGAAUACAAUUUGGAGCAAUCUGUUGAUGCGCUUUGUGGAGUUAGCGAGUGGGAUCCUAUCCUAGAGGAGCUUCAGGAAAUGGGCUUCUGUGAUGAUGUAACAAACAAGAGACUGCUGAAGAAGAACAAUGGAAGCAUCAAAGGUGUGGUAAUGGAUCUCCUCACAGGGGAGAAGGAGGCUUAAUAAUAAUUCUGGCAACUCUACCUAUCUAUCUAAUCUAUCAGGAAUAAUUAUUAUGUUAUUAUAAAUAAAUAAAACCUGAUCUCUCUAGUUCGGUUUCGUGCUGCGUCACAACAUGGUGUCUUCCUUUGCUUUGGACCUUUUGGGUGUUGAAUGAUAUUACUAUUUAUAUAAGACGUGGAGUUUUACCUACUUUUA
Molecule: messenger RNA, 2530 nt
Organism: Camelina sativa (false flax)
Lineage: Eukaryota; Viridiplantae; Streptophyta; Magnoliopsida; Brassicales; Brassicaceae
Source: RefSeq, a predicted model, not a curated record